Messenger RNA from Effrenium voratum, 591 nucleotides. The record is from the annotation of a GenBank genome assembly. Lineage: Eukaryota; Dinophyceae; Suessiales; Symbiodiniaceae.
AUGUUUUCGGCGACUUUGGCGGCCAGGGCCUCGAUGACUUCGAGGGCACUCUGCUGUCAGCAAAAAUCUCUCUCUCGCAACAAGGAGUUUUGGAGCAAGUGGAUCCCCCGGCGCGUGAAGCACAACGCCUUCGUGCUGAGCCUCUGGGCGUGCGUUUGGCUGCUGGGCACCUGGCCCCUGGGAAGGCCUCUGAGCGAGGGGUGGAGGUUCAUGCUCACCGUGUCCUUCUUCGCCCGGAUCGGCUUCUCAGCGGCCUGGAUGUUCAUCACCAACUUCACCCACUCCUUGCCUUGGAACGAGUUCCUGGCCAACGACCCCGGGCGCACCUGGCCCGUGCUGCACAACAUGAUAGCCCUGGUCCUGGGAGGGAAGCACCGCUGGAACGAGAUGCUUUUCCACGACGUCCACCACGCCUUCCCCAACGCGGUGGGCACUCUGAGCCAGCGGGGCCGCUUCCAUGGCUGGGAGAAGGUGCACGAUGCCGCGGCGCAGGUCUUGCACCGGGGGCUGUGGAAGGCCAACGGAGAUGAGGAGACGCAAAUGCAGAAAACGCAAAAGAAGCGCUCCAUGAUGAUGAAGCAGGGGAAGUGA